AAUCUUUUCAGUCGAUCUCGGACCUCCGUACGGCAUGGUCGUCCGACGCCGCGUGCCCACCCGCCCAUCGAACGAAACUUCGUAACUUUGUUUCAUGUCCGUAAAUCCGCGGUUAUUGGAAUUAUAAAUGAGUUUCUUCUCGUCUUGAACUGUGAAUACUGAAUUAUCCUGUUGAUUGCGAUGUUGAUCGUGUUCAGUCUUCCGAGUUUAUAGUUAUCUGGCAGAUUACUGAUGAGUUUAGGUGAUAGUAAGUAGCAACUAGCAACAGAAAAUCAAACAUAAUAUGAAGUUAACUUAUUUGUUACCUAAGUAGCGAAAAAGUAAAUAAAAUCGGACAAUAAUGAAGUAGUUUAACAGGUUUAACAUAUCAAAGACAAUAAAAGAGACAGUGUAAAAUGUGGUUUUACAUGAAAGUGGAAAGGACCGCGUGACAAGAUGUGCAAGAACGUGAAGACGGUGACAUGGGAGUCAGAGGCGCUGAUGGGCACCCCUAAGGAGUCGCGCUGGGCCCAGCUGUGCCCUAGGGCUGCGCUGUCGCACGUCGGGUUGUUCGUCGCUCUCAUGCUGUACACAGGUGGCGGUGGAUUGGUCUUCCAAGCGUUGGAGUACCCUGCAGAGUUGGCGAAGCAAGAGUUUCAUCGAGAUCGGCUCCUCACCGAGAGAUGGAACCUUAUCCGCUUCGUCUCCGAGCAAAACGCUAACAUCACUGAUGAACAAACAUUGCAAAAAUCACUCAGCGAUCACUUAGCUGUUUAUGAAAGGGUCCUAGAACAGGCGUCUUCAAGUGGUCUCUCCUUAGAAAUAGAUUUGAACUUCCCAGCAGCCGAAGAGAAGUGGAGCAUACUGCAAGCUGUGUUCUUCUCCUCGACAGUGCUCACCACUAUAGGUUACGGGAACAUCGUUCCGGAGACGUUUUGGGGCAGGUUGUUCUGCAUCGCCUACGCCUUAGUUGGAAUACCCUUAACGCUCACAGUCAUAGCAGACCUGGGCAGGGUCUUCGCGACUGUCGUCUCUGUUAUUGCCAAGCAUUUGCCUGAAAUGCCCAGGUGCUGUAGUAAAGUAACAGACGCGAAUCCCGCCGGGCAGCGAUCAUUGUAUGCCCUUUGGGCUGUGGGGUUCCUAUUCCUGUACCUGUCAGCUGGUGCCGGUCUGUUCAAAAUGUGGGAAGACGACUGGACCUUCUACGAUGGCUUCUACUUCUGCUUCAUCACUAUGACCACCAUUGGGUUCGGUGAUCUUGUACCAAAAAGACCAAAGUACAUGUUGUUGUGUACGUUAUACAUAUUGAUCGGGUUAGCUCUGACUUCCACUAUCAUCGAGCUGGUGCGGCGUCAGUACGCCAGGUCUUGGCAGCAGCUUCGAGCGUUGUCAGGCCCUUUGGCAGACACCUUGAGAAGACUUGGAGACGCCGGUCGAGGGGUUGACGUGUCUGCGCUACACAACGACCUGAGAAAAGUGCUCACUGUGGUAACAAUGCCCCGUCUUAGCGGAGGACGGGACGCUCUUUCAGACAAGCGCCAGUUGGAAUGGGAGGCUGCCGUGGAAGCAGUCAUCAGGGACAUCACAGCACCAGUCAAUCAAAAGAAGCCGCCUAUAGUACAGAUCGUCAUAUAUGAAUCUUCCGUUUAGUAGAAUUCUAGAAACAUAACAGACGCCACGUGCAAAUGUCACUUAUUCGGAACGAAUAGAUUACCUGAAUGAAUCAUUUUUAUUUGUUCAAAUAUAAAGCUAGUCAGUUGUCACGUUUAAAAAAAGGAUAUUUCUUAAACACUAAUGGAAAAAUUGGCAGCGAUUCAAUUGCCGGGGUCGAUCGACGGCGUUUCCCGCGUGACAUUCGACAAUAACUAUUUAUGCCAGAAAGUUCAAGGUCGGUCUCCCUUUUUCGCUUUACUUCCGCCGUACAUCGAUGCUACGCCACUGCCUAACUUUCAGUAUUAGUAUUAGAAGCAUCAUUGGAAUAAAAAUGUUGUUGGUCGGUCAAUUCAUCGUGGUAUGUGGAGUGUUCGCGUGCCAACUUCCGAAAAAUGUAUGUGAACGUGAUGUGAAAACUGCGAAUAAUGGCCGACGCGACGGCGAAGUGUUUAGCUUUAGACAAAGCAUGUGAUAAAACUAUAAAGUUCAGUAGGUUAUUUUCGCUGGUAGUUCAAGGUGAAUCGCGAACUGUGUCAGUUGAAUUCUAAAUGCAUGUAGUGUUUGUAUGUGUGUAAAAUAACGAAUGAUUUUCAAGUCUGUUGCAAGCGAUACCUAACUGCACCUAUCUAUAUUUAUAAAACACUGAAAUGUAAAAUUAAGAAUUCAAAAAAUAAAAGCAUUUGAUCUAUUAUACCUUCAUAGUUUAUCUAAGUAUGUAUAAAACAAAUAUUCCCACUUUUCAGAUUUGUAAAAGACAUGUGAAGUUUAUGUUUUAUUUGAUUACUUUAGCAUGUAGAUGUUACAAUUAUUUGGUUUCAUGUUUAAAGAGUCUUUAUUAAUAAUAAAUGCAAUUUCUAAUAA
Molecule: messenger RNA, 2493 nt
Organism: Pectinophora gossypiella (pink bollworm)
Lineage: Eukaryota; Metazoa; Arthropoda; Insecta; Lepidoptera; Gelechiidae
Product: TWiK family of potassium channels protein 7-like
Exons: 9
Coding region: 436-1629 (397 amino acids)
Biological process (GO): potassium ion transmembrane transport; stabilization of membrane potential
Cellular component (GO): membrane
Molecular function (GO): potassium ion leak channel activity
Source: RefSeq, a predicted model, not a curated record